This is a messenger RNA of Ailuropoda melanoleuca (giant panda), 4138 nucleotides long. It is a transcript of the gene LEPROT, whose product is annotated as leptin receptor overlapping transcript. NCBI's taxonomy places the organism in Eukaryota, Metazoa, Chordata, Mammalia, Carnivora, Ursidae. The transcript is spliced from 4 exons. Gene Ontology annotation, cellular component: endosome. The record is from RefSeq and is a predicted model, not a curated record. Gene Ontology annotation, biological process: late endosome to vacuole transport via multivesicular body sorting pathway; negative regulation of growth hormone receptor signaling pathway. Bases 135 to 530 code for a protein of 131 amino acids.
AUCGGGACGGGCACGGGCGGGGCUCCGCGUGAAGGGGCGGGCUCAGGGCCCGUUGUGCGGUGCCGGGCAGGGUCUGGGAGGCAGCCGGGCUGUGGCAGGAAGCCGGAAGCAGCCGCGGCCCCAGCUCAGGAGACAUGGCGGGUGUUAAAGCUCUCGUGGCAUUAUCCUUCAGUGGAGCUAUUGGGCUGACUUUUCUCAUGCUGGGAUGUGCCUUAGAGGAUUAUGGCGUUUACUGGCCCUUGUUUGUCCUGAUAUUUCACGUCAUCUCUCCCAUCCCCCAUUUCAUUGCCAAAAGAGCAACUUAUGACUCGGACGCAACAAGUAGUGCCUGCCGGGAGCUGGCAUAUUUUUUCACUACUGGAAUUGUUGUCUCUGCCUUUGGAUUUCCUGUUAUUCUUGCCCGUGUGUCUGUGAUCAAGUGGGGAGCCUGUGGCCUUGUGCUGGCAGGCAACGCAGUCAUUUUCCUUACAAUUCAAGGUUUUUUCCUUGUAUUUGGAAGAGGAGAUGAUUUUAGCUGGGAGCAGUGGUAGCACUUUAUUCUGAUAAAACGCAUUUUAUUUCUUUGAAGUCAUACUAUAUGUAUUUGUGUGCACGUGUGGCCUUUUACUAUGAAAUUUCCUAUGCUAUUUUUUUUAUACCUUUAUAUCAUGUUCGUUGUAAGAAGGACUACAUGAGAAAAAGAUUAGUUUUCUUUCCAGCAAGCAGAUCUCUCCAUUUACUCAAGUUGAAUUAUGUUAUUUGUUUAGCUGUUCAUAUAGUCAUGGUGCUCUCAGAAAAUACAUUAACACUGUCUUGUAGAUAGCUGCUCACUCGUGCAAUGCACCUUUUGCCUGGGGAUGUGCUUGGGUAGGCAGAUAACACUGGAGCGAGUCUCCGUUCUGCCCCAGACUUCCGAGAUGUGCUUGUGGCCCAGAGAGAUGGAGGUGGCUCCCUCUUUGUGUUGUAGAUCCUUGCAUCUCAAAGUGUGGUCCGUCCAACACUAGCCUGUCCUAGGAGCCAGUACGUACAGAAUCAGAGGCCCCACCACGGACCCAUUGCAUUUUGGAUGAGAUCCCAAGUGAAUUAUAUGCACGUGAAAGUGUGAUAAGUGCUGUCUAGAGGAAUAAGCAUCACAUCUAGCUUCCUAGUCUUCCCCUUGGCUGAGCCGCUUAACCUCUCUGGGCGUGAGCGGCUCAUUUGUAAAAAUUGUCUCCCCUGCCUUCAUGUUGAGGCCUGAGGCCUAGUUCAGUCUCUGGUAUCUGUGAAAUGUCCAAACCUAUAAUCUCGUUCCUCACGUUUGUGGACUUGUCCUCAGUAGGGUGCAGCGGUGUCUUCACACUGUCUGAAAAGCAGUGGCUGUUUGCACAGUGCUGGGGGAACACAGUCACCCCAGAGCCCUACUGGGGUGCACCGAGGAAGGCCAGGCUGGACCCAGUUCCUGCUUUAGCAGGGUGGGCAAGAGCAGAUAGGUAAUACUGUUUCAUUUCCCUUUAUAAUCACACACUUCUCCCCAGCUGGUUCUCUGUGAUGCUUUCCACCUCCAGGCCCCAGACACACACACUCCCAGCAGUUCUGAUGUGCCCUUACUUCCUCACGGCUCUGCCUCUUCCGAUCUGUAGAUCAUGGAGCCCAGUAAGCAGGCAGAGUGUGAGCUGCUUCCUUUUAUUCACAUAUUGAGGUACUCACUGUCUCUCAUGCCUUGUAGGUCUUUUUAUAUAUAUACAUAAAACACCCUUAUGCCACUUUUAAAUGAAUCAUUGGGAAUAUGUGUCACACUGGCUCCUCUAAUCAGUUUUUCUAGCUCAACUUUUUGUCCAAGAUCUAUUGAAAAAGGGACAUAUGGGAACUAGAACCACUUGGCAAGAAUAUAAUGACUUCAAAGCAUUGUUAAUGUGUAAUAACUGAUAUACAUUUAAAACACUGAAAAUUUGAAGUUUGGAAUCUGAGGAAUUAGUAUAUAUUUUCAUAUUCUGGACUGAUCUGGGACCAGGAGAAGAGAACGGUGAUACCUAAAAGGACAAUGUGCAGUUAUAUUUCAGCCUUGUGCAUGAUUUUAUGUUUUCAAAGUUUUAUGUACAUACAGAAUUGUUGAUGUUACUUCCAAUAUUUAUACUAGAAAAAUUAUAUAGACACUUUAUAAUUUUAACCAGCAUCUUUAAUAACACUUGCACUUGUUUUAUUGUAAUAAAUUUCUCUUUUAACACAAAAGAAGGUUUAAUUUCAAAAGUCUUUAUUCUGAUGUAGCCUUGCUUAAAAGAUAAAAAAAGUGAGAAUCUCUUGGUGUUCGGAAAUGGGCAGUUUGAGCAAUACUCUAUCCUGCCAUAUAGUAAUAGCAAUAAAUUUUAAGAUACUAUUUUGAAUGUCUUGUUGGCUUGUAAUAGUAUUUCUUUUCCUACAAUGGAAAUAGUGUUUAAUUUAUACUCCCUUUUUGCUAAAGUAUCUUUGUUAACUUAUACAUAUUUCAGACAACCAAGGUAGCCUUAAUAUGUAGCCUUAAAGCUUUGCCUCUUGAUUGUUUUCCAGAAUGAUAUAAAGUACUUGCGUAGAGAAUAUUUGUAACUAUUUCCUAAUAAUGGAAUGGUUUAUUGAAGUGAUAGAUUGUUGAAUUUGCUCUGUGUCUGAAAACGAACAUUUAUUCUUAGUGCUUAAGUGUCGAUUAAGUAAUAAAUGUUGAUAGGAAGUAUUGUAUAUGAAUGUACAAUACAAAAGUGUCCUUUUGAUGACACAAAUGUUGGGCAUUUUUUUCCUUAUGAAAGGUUCAUUUUUUUUCUGUAUAUCUUAGAAGAUAUUUUGGAGAUUCAGAGCACAUUGAUUAUAUUCUAAAACUGAGAAUACACAAAGAAUUGCUCACAAAUAAGUAAUCUUGUGAAGGGAUUCUCUAUCAUGUUCCAGACAGCUGGCUUACAGGCGGACUUUGAAACACUUUGCCAUGAAGAGUGGGAGAUUGGCAAUUGAGUUCCCAAGCCAAGCCUUCUGAGGCAGGUUAACCCCUCGUGUUGUUGACUUAUAAUGCUCAGGGUACCUGCCUGAGUUUCGGGGCUCAGAAACAGGGUGGCGUGAACAGGGUGGAGAAAGGAAAGUGUAAAUUUCCACCUCUUUUCCUAAGAACAAAGGUCUUCCGUUUUUGUAGCACUUCCCAUCCCCUAGUGCCCUUGGGGUCCAGGUACUUUCCUCUGAGUUUGCUAGCCUCCUCUCCUGAUGCAGGGCUUUCCUCCCAGCGUGCCCCACCUGCUGGCUUCCUCCCAUGUCCAGAUCACCCACCUCUCUGCUCCUGCCCAGGCAGUCGUCUUAGUCUGGCUGAUCUGGUGCAGUGCUGCUCAGACUCCUUCCCAGAAAGAAAGGAUGACUUGUGAUCAUCUCCCCCCUCCCCUGGAACUCUUACCAGUGCCUGCUGCAACCCCAGCACCGUGCACUUCCCAAGCUGGGCUGCAGCUGCAUUUUUACAAGGGAGUGCCUUGGAACCCAGUGGCUCAUUCACAGAAAAUGGCAGAGUUUCAAAGUAAAGUGGAAAAAGCCUGCCAGCAGUUUAUAGGAGGAGAAUAUUUGGGUUAGGGGCAACCCUCUCAUCUCUCAUCCCUUCUUCCGGGUGAGUUCUCAGCUGGUUGUACUUUUCAUGGUGAUUUCUUUUCCUCUGCUUAGGACCCACAGAUUUUUCUUACAGUCCUCAAGAAGUCUUUGCCUCUGAGGUAUUCCCUUGAUGAACACCCUUCUAGAGGCUGAAAUGUUUCAUUAAGUUAAUAACAUUCCUUAUGCUCUCAGGGAAAUGCUUAGGAGACGUCACAUAAAUGUGCCCUUUUCCAUGUUGGCAAAAAAUUCAGAUUUUGCACCAUAAUUUAACCAGAUUUUUAUGAGGAUGCUAGCAUUUUCCAAGCAUAGUAAUUAGUUCACAGCUGGGACUGUUAUUUCUGUAAAUGGAUAUAAGUUGUGUGUUUUAAAUUUUUUUUCCCCAUACUGCCUCACAAAGUACCUUAUUUGCAAAAAUCCCAACGUAUAAUAGCUCAUGAAUUACAAUCUGCUUUGUGGUGGCCGUGCUUCUGGAAUAGAGCCAGUGGUAACCCCGAACACCAUGUGAAAGAGCUGCAAGACUGCUUUAGAAGGAAUUAUGUAUGUAUGAUGAGGAUGAUUACUUUUUAAAUAAAACAUGUCAUUUAUACUUUAA